UCAUCACUGGGGUCUGACAGGUUGAGAGCCAACACACUUGAUCUAGUCACUUAUACCUGCGACAUGCGUACGUGAGACCUGCGGCUUAAAUCACGCUGAAGACUUCUGAGCAGUGAAAGUUCACCGUUUGAAACACCGUUUAGGUCAGCGCUUCUUCCAGCAACUCCUGUCUUACAGCUCAACAUGUUCUGUGCAAACGUGUUGGCCAUAUCAAUGGACAUGGGCUUUGGCCUUCCAGCACACGGUCACCUGCUCAGACCCCCUUCUCCAAAAGUCCGGCACCGCGCUUGUGCGAAGAAACGGGUUGUAUUCGCUGACUCCAAGGGCCUCUCACUCACCUCCGUGCGCGUGUUCUCCAAGAAGGAGGAGAAGCCUCACGAGGAGGCGCCAGUGUCCCUGAGACUGAAGAGCCUGCACUGGGUGGGAGAGCGCGUUCAGGGCCCCAGGCUACGUGUGGGCUUUGCUCAGCCGUGUGUGGACAUCCAGGCUUUCCAACAGCGCAUGCGCCACAGCCCGGUGCUGCUGGAGAGCUGCUGCGUCACGGAGCGAGCCCUCGUGGGCACAGUGCGUGUGUGGAACCUCAGCUACGAGAAAGCUGUGCACAUCCGCAUCACCUUUGAUUCAUGGCGCACCCAGCAGGACGUGCCAUGCGCCUUUCUGCAACGGUGCUGUGGCGAGCCUGACACAGACUCCUUCUCGUUUCACAUUGCGGUGCCAGUGGCCUUGGAGGCGCAACAGCGCAUCGAAUUCUGCGUGGAAUAUCUACCGCAGGGACACAGCCAAGCCUUCUGGGACAACAAUGACGGCAACAACUACAGCCUCCAUGUUUGUGACUGACAUUGAGUGCAUUUACAUACACUUCAUAAUCCAAAACUGAAGA
Colossoma macropomum (tambaqui) is the source of this 880-nucleotide messenger RNA. RefSeq lists its product as uncharacterized. The transcript has 3 exons. Gene Ontology annotation, molecular function: glycogen binding; protein phosphatase 1 binding. Lineage: Eukaryota; Metazoa; Chordata; Actinopteri; Characiformes; Serrasalmidae. Gene Ontology annotation, biological process: regulation of glycogen biosynthetic process. The record is from RefSeq and is a predicted model, not a curated record. Gene Ontology annotation, cellular component: protein phosphatase type 1 complex. Bases 184 to 837 code for a protein of 217 amino acids.